AAAUGGAGCAAAAUCCUAAAUUCUCCGAUUUUUCCGGCAGAUUCUUUUUCAUUACCGUUACACUUGAACCCUAACUAUAUAAAGGGUAGAUGGUGUUUUGUUUUUCGCUGUUUCUUUGAGUAAUUUUUUGCAUGCAUUGCCUGGGGCAAGGCGUCCUGUUGAUUAGUUUUUGAGUAGAUGAUUUCAUCAUAGAGAGUUUGUGCAGUUUAUUUUGUUUGAAAAGGUACUAAUUAGGGGUUGUAACAAAUGGAAGUUUCUAGUGUAAAUCAUGAACUGAGGCAUCGUAAAUUGACCCCGCUUAGGGUGAUUAGGGGUCUGAUAUGCUUGCUAGUGUUACUUUCAACAGCUUUUAUGAUGAUAUUGUAUUGUGGCUUUUUUAGUACUGUUGUAUUGAGGCUUUUCAGCGUACAUUACAGUCGAAAAGUAACAGCUUUCUUCUUUAGUUCUUGGCUAGCUUUAUGGCCUUUUCUAUUUGAGAAAAUAAACAAAACCAAAGUCAUUUUUUCUGGAGAUGAUGUUCCUGCAAGGGAACGUGUUUUGCUUAUUUGCAACCACAGAACCGAGGUUGACUGGAUGUAUCUGUGGGACCUUGCAUUGAGGAAAGAUUGCCUGGGAUACAUAAAGUACAUACUCAAGAGCAGCUUGAUGAAAUUACCUGUAUUUGGUUGGGCAUUCCAUAUUUUGGAGUUCAUCCCUGUGGAAAGGAAGUGGGAGGUUGAUGAGGCAAACAUGCGCCAGAUGCUUUCAACAUUCAAAGAUCCUCGGGAUCCUCUUUGGCUUGUAAUCUUUCCUGAAGGAACAGAUUUCACUGAUCAGAAGUGCUUAAGAAGUCAAAAAUAUGCAUUUGAAAAUGGCUUGCCCAUCCUAAAGAAUUUGCUGCUUCCAAAAUCAAAGGGUUUUAAUGCCUGCUUGGAAGAUUUGAGGAGCACUUUGGAUGCAGUUUACGAUGUGACCAUUGGAUAUAAGCAUCACUGUCCAUCCUUCUUGGAUAAUGCCUUUGGGGUUGACCCUUCCGAAGUUCAUAUUCACAUCAGACGCAUCACCCUGGAUGAUGUCCCGAUGUCUGAAAGGGAAGUAACUGCUUGGUUAAUGGAUACAUUCCAACUUAAGGAUCAAUUGCUUUCAAAUUUCAAGUCCGAAGGUUAUUUCCCUCCACAUGGAACAGAAGCGAACCUCUCUACAUUCAAGUGCCUCGUAAACGUUAUGCUGGUGCUCAUCUUGACUGGUGGAUGCACAUUUUUAACUAUUUUCUCGUCCAUUUGGUUUAAGAUUUUCGUAUCCUUAUCUUCGUCCUAUAUGGUUUCUGCCACUUAUUUCAACAUCCGUCCGGAACCAAUCUUCAACUUUGUCAAAACUAGUGUUUAAACCAAGUUUUUCUUCCAAUUCCUUUUAUCAUGCAAACUUGAUAGCUAUUCAUUCAUAAGCAGCAUCGAGAAGUGCUUGCCGGAAAACUUCAUUCAAUAUGGCUUCCAGCAUCACCUGAAUGUGGAGGUUCAUGUUGGGAGCUUAAAUAUCCCGUGCCACGUGGUUAUACUACAUGAGAAAAGAGUCACGACGGAGAAUCCAUCCCGUUAAAAUCUCGAGUAUGUUCUAUUCAGAUAUCAAUGUUGUUGUAGGGCGUUAUGUACUGAAAGUAUAAUUUUAGGCUCGAACUUCCAAUAACUGUACGGAAUCUCUUGAUAAAAUGCU
Messenger RNA from Hibiscus syriacus, 1689 nucleotides. Its product is annotated as probable 1-acyl-sn-glycerol-3-phosphate acyltransferase 5. NCBI's taxonomy places the organism in Eukaryota, Viridiplantae, Streptophyta, Magnoliopsida, Malvales, Malvaceae. The coding region runs from base 247 to 1365 and encodes 372 amino acids. Gene Ontology annotation, molecular function: acyltransferase activity. The record is from RefSeq and is a predicted model, not a curated record. The transcript has 4 exons. Gene Ontology annotation, cellular component: endomembrane system.